Drosophila arizonae is the source of this 1710-nucleotide messenger RNA. RefSeq names its product regulatory particle non-ATPase 13 (gene Rpn13). The record is from RefSeq and is a predicted model, not a curated record. NCBI's taxonomy places the organism in Eukaryota, Metazoa, Arthropoda, Insecta, Diptera, Drosophilidae. Gene Ontology annotation, cellular component: cytoplasm; nucleus; proteasome regulatory particle, lid subcomplex. Gene Ontology annotation, molecular function: endopeptidase activator activity; proteasome binding.
CUGCUCCCAUCACUAGCAAAAGGUGUCAAAAACUGCUCGUCAUCCGCAGAGCAGGCGAUUUUUCUUUAAAGGAUUACCAAAUUUAUAUUUAUUCCCACACAUUAUAUAUCCACUUUCGAGAAGAGCCCGCAUCAUGUUUGGCAGGCAAAGCGGUUUGGGCAGCUCCAAUAGCUCCAAUCUUGUGGAAUUCCGUGCUGGACGCAUGAAUAUGGUUGGCAAAAUGGUUCAUCCAGAUGCUCGCAAGGGCCUCGUCUACAUGACCCAGAGCGAUGACGGCUUGAUGCACUUCUGCUGGAAGGAUCGCACCAGUGGUAAGAUCGAGGACGAUCUCAUCGUCUUCCCUGACGACUUCGAGUACAAGCGCGUGGAUCAAUGCAAAUCGGGUCGCGUCUAUGUCCUGAAAUUCAAGUCCAGUUCCCGUCGCAUGUUCUUCUGGAUGCAGGAGCCCAAAACCGACAAAGACGACGAGCACUGCCGUCGCAUCAACGAGCUGCUCAACAAUCCGCCCUCCGCCCACCAACGSGGCGGCGGCGGCAGCGGCAGCGAGGGCACCGACUUGCAGUACAUGCUGAACAAUAUGUCGCAGCAGCAGCUAAUGCAGCUCUUCGGCGGCGUUGGCCAAAUGGGCGGACUCAGCUCGCUGCUGGGUCAAAUGAACUCACGCACGCCCUCGUCUCGCACGGCAGUCUCGUCGGGAGGUGGUGGAGGCGGCAGCGCCGGCCUGCAGACUCCGGAGAACGUGAAUGUGCCGCGCACAGUGUCCGCGCCAAGCAAGCCGAGCAAGUCCAGUGGAAAUCGGAGCACCAGCGGCGGCGCCGGCAACGCUCAGAGCGAUGCAGCUGGAGGAGCAGGCGGAGGCAGUGGAGGAGGGGUCGUAGGCGGCAGCUUGGCUGUCGAUGCGGAUGGAUCCGGUAAGAAAAAUGCGACAAAUGCGACAGCAGCAGCAACAGCCAGCGGAGCUUAUGCGAAUCCAUUCCAAGCCUAUUUAUCCAAUCUCUCCCCUGAACAUGGCGCAGGUCGUUCCCUAAAUAUCGACCUCUCGACCGCACUGUCCGGCGCCGAGGCGAUCAAUCAACUGAUUUCGGAUCCGGAGCGUGUGAAAUCGUUGAUUGUGCAUUUGCCGGAAUCUGAAGAUGCCGAUGAGGAUCGCAAGCAACAGAUCAAGGAUCACAUCAGCUCCCCACAAUUCCAGCAGGCGCUCGCUCAGUUCUCCAACGCCCUCCAAUCGGCUCAGCUGGGACCCGUGGUCAAGCAGUUCGAGCUGUCUCAUGAUGCAGUCGCUGCUGCCUACUCGGGCAAUCUGGAGGACUUCGUGCGUGCCUUGGAGAAAAGCUUGCCAGCGGGCGCAACUAUGGCAGCCGACGAUGCAACACCCACAGCCGCCUCCAAGGACACUUCUGCUGCCGAGAAGAAGGGCGAGGCAGAAGAGACCGCCGCCGCUGCAGCAGCUGCCGCCUCGGCCGACAAACCGGAUGAGAAGCAGAAAUAACGCGCAGAACACAUAGAUACUCCUAUACAUAUAGCCCACACACAGAUAUCUAUAUACCUUCUAUAUAGGGCAAGCAAACACACACACCAACUCAAAAUAGAGACGCGAUUAAUCGUAAUUCCCGAAUUUGAAAAAAACUACCCGAAUCAAUAUAUUAAUUUUUUGCACAUUUAAUCAAGUUUUCGGUUCUAAAAUAAAUUGGCCAUGCAAAUGUUGCUAUA